Ruditapes philippinarum (Manila clam) is the source of this 697-nucleotide messenger RNA. RefSeq lists its product as uncharacterized. The transcript is spliced from 10 exons. Bases 122 to 697 code for a protein of 191 amino acids. The record is from RefSeq and is a predicted model, not a curated record. Lineage: Eukaryota; Metazoa; Mollusca; Bivalvia; Venerida; Veneridae.
ACAUGUUUGCGCAUGACAUUUUGUCAUAUUUAGAUCCAGAUCUUUGUUUUGUCCCAAUUUGAUAAAAGGAGAGACAUUCUUUUUAUUUAUAGCAGAAAAUAGGUUUAAGUGGAUUUUGAACAUGAACUGGUUUAUUUGUUGUUGCAUCUUAACAUUGGUGCUUAGAAACGAUAAUGUCGUUUCUGCUUUUAUUUUUGGCUCACCCCACAGUUCAGAGUCAUGUGACCACUUCCCUGAAUACAACAAUCUUAUAAAAACAUUACAACAUAACCCGUGCAUAAGUGAUACCCAAAUUUGGCAGAUGUUGACCCCUCUACAUUACAAAAGCCAUACCUGUCUACGACAACUAAUCACCAUAGCAGCUGGGUACGUCGAAAGUCACAAUAUUGAUGGAACUGGAUGUCAUUGUUCACAUAAGUUUGACCGGGAGCACGUGCACAGUAUAGGACACAAUCACGAUAAUUAUUGGGCCUGCGUGAGACACAAUUCAAAUUGUGAAUACUUGUACAAUUACUUUUAUCUGCGAUUAGGCCAGACACAUGCAAAGUCUCAAUGCCAGUCUAAUAGUCACGUUUGGACACAUCUGAGGGACAUCAGGAACAUUCUUGGAGUAGAUGCCCAGACGGAAAUUAUCCUGCACCUUGCUCAAACAUUUUCCAAAGGACAUGAAAAUGUCUGCACAUGCACAAAAGGUUAA